CUCUCUGCCUGUGAGUGUGCCCGCGGUGAAUUGGUCCAGCAUCCCUGCGCAGGCAGUGGAGCAAAUGUAGAUGUAAAAGCGCAUAUAUGAACCAUUUGAAAAUGUAAUCGUGGGAUGCGUUUUUGGCGUUGGCAGCUUGCAAUGAGGGAAGGAAAAUAUGGCAGAUUGGAUUUUGUGUUGCGCCUCUGUGGAGCACGGACCGUUGUAUUGAGAGAAAUAAUGCGGAAUAUUCCCCCCUGUAGGUGUUAACGCAGAAAAUACAAGAUGAAGAAGCAAUUCAAUCGGAUGCGACAGCUCGCCAACCAAACGGUGGGAAGGGCAGAAAAAACUGAGGUGUUAAGCGAGGACCUUCUGCAGGUGGAGAAGCGUCUGGACCUGGUCAAACAGGUGACACACAGCACCCACAAGAAGCUGACUGCAUGCCUGCAGGGUCAGCAGGGGACUGAUAUGGAGAAGAGAUCCGUCAAGUCACCUUCUAAAAAACUACCGCUCACGAUCCUGGCUCAGUGUAUGGUCGAAGGGGCUGCAGUGCUGGGGGACGACUCUCUCCUGGGGAAGAUGCUGAAGCUCUGUGGGGAGACAGAAGAGAAACUGGCCCAGGAGCUCAUCCAGUUUGAGUUCCAGAUAGAGAGAGAUGUGGUGGAGCCCCUCUAUGUGCUCGCUGAGGUGGACAUUCCCAACAUCCAGAAACAGAGGAAGCACUUAGCUAAACUUGUCUUGGACAUGGACUCCGCUCGAACAAGGUAUCAGCAGUCAUCCAAGUCAUCCAGUCACCCGAGCACACUGCAGCCCGGCGCCAAGUCUGAGUCUCUUAGAGAAGAGAUGGAGGAGGCAGCCAACCGGAUGGAGAUUUGUAGGGACCAGCUGUCUGCAGAUAUGUACAGUUUUGUGGCCAAAGAAAUAGACUAUGCAAACUACUUCCAGGCACUGAUAGAAACACAAGCAGAAUAUCACAGGAAGUCAUUAGAGAUUCUUCACAGUGUCCUGCCCCAGAUUAAAGCUCACCAAGAGGCGUGGGUGGAGAAGCCGUCGUUUGGCAAGUCCUUGGAGGAACACCUGAAUAUUAGUGGGAGAGAGAUUGCCUUCCCCAUUGAAGCUUGUGUCACCAUGCUGUUAGAGUGUGGCAUGCAGGAAGAGGGCCUCUUCAGAGUGGCUCCGUCAGCCUCCAAGCUGAAGAAGCUGAAAGCAUCCCUGGACUGUGGAGUUCUGGAUGUGCAGGAGUACUCCUCCGACCCACACGCCAUCGCAGGGGCUCUGAAAUCAUACCUCCGUGAGCUUCCUGAGCCACUGAUGACCACUGAGCUUUAUGAUGAAUGGAUUCAGGCCUCCAACAUUCAAGAUAUGGACAAGAGACUACAAGCGUUAAUGGCCGCAUGUGAAAAACUACCCACAGACAACCUAAACAAUUUCAGAUAUCUAAUCAAAUUCUUAGCCAAGCUAAGCGAGUACCAAGAUGUAAACAAGAUGACUGCCGGUAACAUGGCGAUUGUUCUCGGCCCUAAUUUGCUCUGGACACACACUGAACCAAACAUGACAGAGAUGAUGACCACCUUGUCCCUGCAGAUUGUCGGCAUCAUUGAACCCAUUAUCCAGCAUGCUGAUUGGUUCUUCCCUGGAGAGAUUGAAUUCAACUUGACAGGCAGCUAUGGCAGCCCAAUCCACACCAACCACAAUUCCAACUACAGCUCCAUGCCCUCACCAGACAUGGACCAAUCAGAGCGCAAGCAGCAGCACGACCAGAGCCGACGCCCACUGAGCGUCGCCACUGACAACAUGAUGCUGGAGUUUUACAAGAAGGAUGGCAUUAGGAAGAUUCAAAGUAUGGGCGUGCGGGUUAUGGAUACCUCCUGGGUGUCUCGCAAGGGUUCCGCCACCCUGGCACGCAAGGCCUCGUCCACCCCUCCAGGCAUGCAAGGCCCCGGUUCCCCCGCAGACACACUCAUCCCCGAGCAGCCCGGAGAGCUUGCCACCUCCCCAUCUGCAACACCGCCUCCAGGAGAAAGGGUUUGCUCAGACAACGUGUCGCCCAAUCGGCCGGACACCUCUCAUGCCCACCCACCCUCAGGGGAGGACCGGCCACCCCCCCCUUAUCCCACCUCUUCAUGCCACACUGCCCCCCACCACUUCUAUCCCAAGCCCCCACCCUGCGCUCGCCCUGUGGCUCCGGGUCCAGAGUCCCAGCCCCCCGGCUCACCCCCGCCCCUAUUGCGCUGGUCUGGCUUCACUCCCCCUGCCCCGCCCCCUUCCUCUUCUUCUUCCUCCUCCUCCUCGUCACUCGACAUCAAUUCGAACCCCAAACCCAGCUGUCUGCACUUCCCCAAGCACAGCCCGCCUGGUGAUAUGUCGCAUGCUCCCCCGCCAGACACUAAUGCUUCACCACUCUACAUCAAAACCCCCUUGGUACUAACUCGCCAUGACCAGUCCCUUGGCAACCCCCCUAGCCUCCCUUCGUCCGCGCCCCCGCCCCCGCCGUGGGCUGCCUGUCCAUGUGCCCGAGAGAGAGGACCCCCCAGGCUGACUAGUUCAUUGAAGAGUAAAGAGCUCUCCCCUGUAAUUGGACACAAAGCCAUCCAGGUGGCAGGUCCUACAGUGCCCCCCAGCAGUAGUCCUCAGAGCAGCAGCCAGUCCCCCCACUCUACAGAGCACAGUCCACACACCCUGCGCAAAGGUUCCAAGAAGCUGGCCCCUGUGCCUCCCAAGGUCCCUUACAGCCAGUCUGGCGGGAUGUCCGACCAGUCCACAGGUCAGCCGUCACCGGUCAGCCUGUCCCCUACACCACCUAGCACCCCGUCCCCUUAUGGACUGGCCUGCCCUCCAGGGCAAGUGCCCCCAUCCUCUCCUGGGCAGACUCCAUUGGGAGCGCCCCACUCCCUUUCGUCCCCACCCUCCCUGACUGGAACACUCACCAAGUCACGGCCUGCCCCUAAGCCCAGGCAGAGACCAAGUCUGCCUCCUCCUCAGCCACCCACAGCCCCACCAGGGCUCAGUGGCCCGGCCAUGGCCCCAGUUCCCCAGCCCAUGGAGCAAGGCCUCCUGGAUGGACUGUCUCCUGGGGAGAGCAUGUCUACAGAUAUCUUCAAUUAUGAAAUCCCCUCCAUCAAUGUCAAUCUGGACAGCCUCAUCGAUGAGUUCAGCGGUGCCCCUUGCAGGAGGUCCGUGGCAGUGACAGACUCUCCAGAGGGGGACGCUGUGCCUGAGGAGGAGCCCCAGAGCACCACUCUAUGACCUAUGACCCUAAGGCAUCACAGCUUACCAGCACCCCUAUGGCUGUACAUACUCUUAACUGUUGCCACCAAGGCCUGAUGGAAACACACAUUGGCCUCACCAAUGCCCACCUGAAACCAGAACUCGAACACAUCUGCUACAGGCUGCAAAGAAACUCAUCUCUUACAAUUGCUCGCUAGUACAUAAAUGUGACUACACAAAAAAAAAAAAAACACCAAAAUGCCAUAGUGGAGGAACAGUUGCCUUUAGGAGGAAAGACUGGAAUAUAGAUGAGUAUUACAUUUUCAGAUUUUCAAUUCUUUUCUUUUUCUUUUUGCUUUGCUUUGUUCAUCUUUGUCAUUUGAUGCAGUGGUCUGUACUUCUGUGGGUUUCUCAAUUUCCUUUUUUUUAAUUUGCCUUAUUUGAACAUGCAAUCAAAUUGCAAUAUGAUAUUCACAAGUUGUACAACUUUUGAUUAGGGAAACUCAGAGCCUGACAUGGUUAGGAGCAAAGCCCAUCCUCAGGGUGAACCAGAGAGGCAGAGUGACAGAGUAGUCUUAUAUCGCUCGCAGGGUAUUGAAGCUUUGUGCACAUUAGGAAAAUGCUGAGCCCUCCAGACAGGUUUGGCAUGCAGGAUGAAACAUUUAAUGCAGCAGUUUCAUUGUUCCUGUCACACCCAGUCUUUACUUCCCCCCUUCUAUCACAUAUUGCAACUGUAGUUUUUUAUCUGAUGGUUACCUUCUCACAGGUCAGCUCACUUUUACUCACUUUAUACCAGCACAGUAUUAGAAGAAUGUUACUGUAAAUUCAAUUUUUGAACUUGCAUCUCUUUGUCAGUUUUGAAGAAAGCACCACGAUGUGUUUGCAUGACAAGCCAAUAUGAGCAAACUGCUUUGGAUCAAAAGCCUCUGAAAGGCGGUGUUUUAUUUCGUGUGAGUGUUUCUGUUGUCGUCGUCGUCCUCGGAGAGUAAAUUUAGACCUCCCAUGUGCAGUUUGACGAUAAAGAAUGGAUGACUACACUGCCUUUAGGUUCAUAUGAUUCUCUCCCUUAAACUUGUUUCAAGUGCUUCAGGUUCAGUGACCUUUGACCCCUAAUGUAAAUACAAAGACUGUACAUAAAUUGAUGUAUAUAAAUGAGAGGAAAAGUAUAUGUAAAAUGCAUAUCUUCGAUAUAUAUAAUGAUAAUAUAUGUGCUGAUAUUUAUCAUGUGUAGAAAAUGUAAUGAUUAAAAAUGUUAUGUUAUUUUUGUCCCUGCACACAAUGAACAGGUUUACUGUAGAUUAAUAAUGUUUCACUUCAACACCAGGUUACAACGAUGCUGCAGCACAAAUGCAGAAAGUUAUUUCUGCUGGUAAUCAGUUGUGAUCUUUCGAAUUCUGUCUCCUGAGCUUUGACUUCAAAUAUGUUACAGCACUAAAUGAGUUGCACAUCAGUGCCCUAUCUUCUUUUGUAACCAGUUAUUUAAUCAGUUCCUGUGGAAAUUAUUAGAACUCUCUGUGCACAUUUCGGCCAGUUAUUAAUUCAGAAUGAAGAUAAAUGAAGUCUUGAGCCUAUAUUGUUUGACUGAUCAUAACAAAAUAAAAAUGUGUGCUCAUUCAAUUGGAAAAUAAAAGAAAUUGUGAUCUUUGUUGUCAUACAAAUGAUCAGAGGUAUUUAGAAUUCAUUCAGAUAACAGAUGCUGCAGUGUCACUUUUUUAAUUCCAUACAAAAUGUCUUAGGACAAUAAUUUUGUCAAUUAAAGUGCAAUUACAGUGUUUACUGAUCCACCUCAGUCCAAAAAGUGAUCAAAGUCACCCUUCCCAAACCUACAGAAAAAAAAAAGCCAUUGAAUUUAUUGCUAAGCAAAUUAUUUUUUCUUUCAAGUUUGUUUUAUGUAUGAGUUUACUUUGGACAAAAUUAAUUCUAGACUAACCUCUAUCCAAAAGUGAUUUAUGGUAUGCCUCUGUGUGUGUUGUCAAUGGACUAUGUUUAUGAAGAUUUUGGUGAUGUUGAUAAUUAUAUUGGUAGUUGUGGUGAAUAUACUGUAUGACAACAAUUGCAAGUGCCCUCACACUGGUUGUUAUUUUGGAACUAUAGGCAUAAUUAAUGUGUACUAGAGGUUUUAUUUUCUGUGCUGGAUCCAUACAUUUAUACGAGGAGGCAGGGGUUUCUCUCUGUGCGUGCAAAUUGAAUGUGACUCACUCAGAUUUCAAACAGUAGGCUACCUGAUUUUGUAAUAAUUUACAGGCAAAUGAGAGCUUGUGUUUGGAUGAAGGUUAAUUAGGGCCUGUUGGCAUGUUUUAUUAUCAGCACCGGGCAUAUUGCUGCAAUGCUUUUGUGCAUCAUCAUAACUGGAAGUUAGAGCCACCUAAGAGCAUGCAUUCAUAUUCAUUACAGGUGUGAUUAUUAUGCUGCUGGGGGGGAAAAAACAACAACAACAACAAAAAAAUAACAUCAGUACCCUACCCUAAAACACAAGUCAUGAUUUCACACAGCUAAUUUAACUUUACAGCCAUUUUCAAGAGCAGAUUCAUAAGAGCCACUUUUUGCACCAAAUGGUACAGUUACAUCAUUUUAUCAAGCAUUUUAACAGAUGUAGACCUCACUUCACCACAAGUAAGUUGGUCUAAAGCCAAGCUCAAUUUGUUUACAUUUUGUUGUGGGUUGAGGGGGUUAAAUGAGAAAACAGGAUAUUUUGAAGAAGUGUUGUGCAUGCGCUUAGAUAGUCUUUUGAUAAGCCACGUUUUUUGUCAAUCACUGUCUUUUUAGGGAUUGUAAGAAGGGUAAAAUGUAAGGAUGAACUCUAGAGAAUGUGGAUCACAAUAAGUGGUCCUUUGUGGGGUUUUUGAGCAAUAUGGUAGAGGAGUAGAUGUUGCCUGUGGAUGUACUGCCUCCUUCUGCUUUCACUACUAGUGUACAAACAGAACCUGCCGCUUGUCAAGCCCACCAUGCCCACCCCUUCCUCCUCUGCUUAGCAUAUCAAGUGGAACACAGUGUGUACUGUGAAGCCUACCUGCAAUCCUUAUCAGAAUGUCAGAAAUAAAUAAAUAUAUAUAUAUAUAUUAAACUCUACAUUUUUAAUAAUCUCACCUGGU
Molecule: messenger RNA, 6278 nt
Organism: Scatophagus argus
Lineage: Eukaryota; Metazoa; Chordata; Actinopteri; Scatophagidae
Gene: arhgap44a
Product: Rho GTPase activating protein 44a
Exons: 22
Coding region: 265-3225 (986 amino acids)
Biological process (GO): regulation of actin cytoskeleton organization; neurotransmitter receptor transport, endosome to postsynaptic membrane; positive regulation of GTPase activity
Cellular component (GO): intracellular anatomical structure; dendritic spine; leading edge membrane
Molecular function (GO): protein binding; GTPase activator activity
Source: RefSeq, a predicted model, not a curated record